This is a messenger RNA of Entamoeba dispar SAW760, 1728 nucleotides long. RefSeq lists its product as uncharacterized. The record is from RefSeq and is a predicted model, not a curated record. Bases 1 to 1728 code for a protein of 575 amino acids. The transcript has a single exon. Gene Ontology annotation, molecular function: calcium, potassium:sodium antiporter activity; calcium channel activity. Lineage: Eukaryota; Evosea; Mastigamoebida; Endamoebidae. Gene Ontology annotation, biological process: intracellular calcium ion homeostasis; calcium ion transmembrane transport.
AUGACCAUUCGAGAUUUUGUUCUUUCUGAUGCACAGUCAUUUGAACAAUAUGGAUUCUUUCUAGUUUAUAUAAUAGGUUUAUUAUAUUCUGGAUAUGGAUUUUAUAUUGUAGUUGAAUAUUAUCUUAUACCAGCAUGUAAUAAUUGUAGUAAAUUAGUUACUCGAAUUAUUAAAAAUCAUUUUUUAGCAAAUCUCAUAAUGAUUACAGCUUCUUGUAUGCCAGAAUUUUUUGUAGGACUAAUUGGUUAUGCUUUAUUAGGUGAUAUGAUUUUCCCAGCAUCUAUCAUUUUUGGAUGUACAUUAGUGAAUUCUGUAUUAUUAACUGGGUUAGGAUCAUUUAUUUCAUUAGAUAAUGUAGUAGUAGCUAAAACAGCUUUUGUAAGAGAUGCAACAUUCUUUAUUGUAUCUGUAAUUAUUAUUUACUUUUUCUCAUCACCUUUUACAUUAGAACGAUUACAAGAUACAUCAGAAGCACCUGCUACAACAUAUUUAUUAAUAUUACUUUGGAUUUCUUUCUUUAUUUAUAUCAUGUAUAUUAUUGCUUUAACAAUGAUGUCAUUCUUUAGUAAAAAACGUGUUUAUGAUCAUCACUUUGGAUUUUUUGGUAAUUUAUUAAAUCGUCAUAGUGAACAAACUCAAUUAUCAAUAACACUUAAUACUGAAGACGUUCCUAUUGUUCUUCAUGAUGAUACUGUAGUACAGCUUCAUAGUGGAUUAUUAUUUGUAAAAUCACCAUAUUAUACAAAUAUUACUUUCUCUUCUUUACAAUGGAAACAACAUUGGUGUGACCUUUUUAGAGAUGAAAUGGUUAUACAUAAAGACGCUAAUCCAUUGUCUCCAAUAUUCCAAACUAUCCCAAUUUCUUCUAUUAGUAAAGUUACAUGUGAUACUAUGGAUCCAUCAAUCUUUAUUCUUUCUAUGUGGAAUGGAAGUCAUACUGUUAAAUAUACAAUGAGAAGUAAUCAAAGACAAUCUUGGGUAUCAUAUUUUGAAGUAUUAUUACAAGAAAAUAAUACAUUAGUCAAAUCAAAUAAAAAACAAUCUUUCUUUGAAAUUAUGCAACGUAAAUUUACUUGUAAAGCAACAAUGUCUGAUAGUCAAACUUUUCUUAAUCUUCCAAGAAAUCUUCCACAAAGAAUUGUUUAUGUUUUUAAUUGGCCUUUAUUAGUAAUUUUAGCAUAUACUAUUCCUGAUGUUAAAAUUAAAACUUGUGCUCGAAUGACACCAGUUACCAUAUUAAUUUCUUUAUUGUAUAUUGGCGUUUUUGCUUUUAUUGGAAUAUUUUGUGGAUAUCGUUUAAGUGAAGUAAUUACUUGUCCACCAGAUGUUUUAGGAUUUACAUUUGUAGCACUCUUCUUAUCAAUUCGUCAUAUUAUAUCUGGUUGGGUUAGUGGAAGAAUGAUGUGUGCUAAUUUAGCUAUUCUCAAUUCUUAUUCUAUGUCAUUAUUCUUUACAAAUGUUGCAAUUGUUAUUCCAUGGAUGAUUUAUUAUUAUGCUAAAAUUGUCCAUAACGAUAAUACUAUUUAUGAACAAAAUCAUUUUACUUCAUAUUCUCUUGAAUUUGUUGUUGCAGGAGAAAUUUUCGUUUCAAUUUGUCAUUUGUUCUCAACUAUUGGGUUUAAAAAUCUUACCAUCAGUCAUGCGUUCGGUAUUUUCUUAAUUCUUUGUUAUAUUAUUGUUUUCAUUGCUACUCUAAUGACUUGGGUUGGUGCUGCUGUUAAAAAUUGA